AUGCAUCUAUCUGAUGUGUUGGGGUCUUCACUAGUUCAUGUGCCUUUUGAUGGCACUGGGUACGGUAGUUGGAGACGAACUAUUCUUGUAGCCUUGUCCGUUAGAAAUAAAUUGGAUUUCAUAAAUGGAUCCUCAGUUAAACCUCCUGACAGUUCUCCCUUGGCGAGACAGUGGCAGAGGUGUAACGAUUUAGUAGUCUCAUGGUUAACCAACUCCUUGUCCAAAGACAUUGCUCGUAGUGUUGAGUACUCUGAACUUGCCAAAGAUAUUUGGAGUGAGUUGGAGGAAAGAUAUGGUCAAGUAGAUGUUGCAAGAGUAUUUGAGCUUAAAAAGGAAUUAGCUCACAUCUCUCAAGGCUCUCUUGAUAUUGCCUCAUAUUUCAAUAAGAUAAAGCAAUUAUGGGAUGAAAUUGACGCUUUGUCAAUUAGUAGAGUCAGGUCUUGUAGCAACUGUGGGUUUAAAUUUGAUUAUCAGAAGGAUGAUGAUGUCCAAAAGGUGUAUCAGUUUUUGAUGGGUCUCAAUGAUACAUAUGUGCAGACUAGGAGUAACAUCUUUAUGAUUAAACCAUUCCCUUAUGUGAACGUUGUUUACAGUAUUUUGUUGUCAGGUGAGAAUCAGAGGCAGGUUUCUACCUAUCCUCAAUUUCUCCCUACAUCUGCUUCUUUCAAUGUUGGGGUGUCCAAACAAGGAUUUCCUUCCAAAGUCAAUUUUGAUGCUCAGAAAUCACCUGUGUGCAAGUAUUGUAAGAAACCAGGUCAUAUUAUUGAUAAGUGUUACAAGCUACAUGGGUAUCCUCCUAAUUUCAAAUUUUACAAAGGGUCUGGAAGUAGAAAGACUGCAACUCAUGUUGAAGUCAAUUCUCCCUCCUGCUAG
Molecule: messenger RNA, 873 nt
Organism: Nicotiana attenuata
Lineage: Eukaryota; Viridiplantae; Streptophyta; Magnoliopsida; Solanales; Solanaceae
Exons: 1
Coding region: 1-873 (290 amino acids)
Molecular function (GO): nucleic acid binding; zinc ion binding
Source: RefSeq, a predicted model, not a curated record